CGUUGCACCGUCGAGCUCCUGACGGCGCCAUCGUCGACACAAAGAAAGAACGACCUACACGAAUGAAGAGUGGCUAUGUGGACGUGCUGUUCGCCAAUGUCACGCACUACGGGGAAAAGGUGCGACGCUACGUGGAGCACUGCAGUUUUGACAUGGUCGGCUUAGCAGAGCAUCGCCUGCUCCCAAAGGCCGCCAAGCAGGAGAUCAAGAAACUGAGAUUCAAGGGGUGGCAAUCCCAGUUCUCGUGGACGCCUGCGACACCAUCGAUGCGGAGUAAGUCUGGUACUCAAGGGGGGACGUGCUGGCUUGCCAGAGCAGGCCACGUCACGGCAGCACACUUGCCCGAUGGCACGGGGCACAGUGUAUGUCAGAAAGAACUGCACGACAUCUCGAUCAUCCUCUGGCGUUUGAAAGGGGCGACGCUGGCUUUGAUCUCGGUGUAUCUUGAUUGCAGUGUGGGACUAGACGGACCAGCGAACGUCGCCAAGAUGGUACAGCUGACACGCGUGGUGAAGUCCCUAGGAGUGCCAUGGGUAGCACUUGGAGAUUGGAACAACACACCGACGCAGAUGCAGCAGUCACCAUGGUUGAAGGCUCUGAGGGGAGAGUUGCUGAUACCAAGCGAUUGUACCGUCACUUGUUCCACAGGCAAAGGCAGACUCAUUGAUUACGGGAUAGCUUCGCGAGACUUUCGCCCUUUUGUGAAGGAAUUCAAGCCUGUGAGGGAAGUUCCAUGGAGCCCGCAUGUGGGCCUCCACCUGCGCCUGCACUCGCGACCCGCCUCGGUCAAGGUGCAGAUGCCGAUCCAGCCAGUGAAGAUCGAGAUCGCCACCACCACGGCCCACAAAGAGAAAGGACUCAAGCGAGCCCAACGUGAUCGUGAGAAGUAUCAGAAGAUGGUGGCAGCAGCAGCAGAGCGCGACGAGAAUGCAGCAACACCAGGAGACCUGCAUCAUGAUGAGUAUGGGCACCUCCUGGAGACGACGUACGCCACUAAGCAGAAAGAGGCGACCAGCGAUGAGCAGUGGUUUCAGGCGCUGGCAGACACCCGAGGACGAGCGGUUCAAGACCCAGUUGAUGAUGUGGCAGACUCCUGGGCGCAUCGGCUGGACCCUGAGGGCUCCAACAAGCUGGCCUACCACUUUGGCGAAUGGUCAGUAGCAGCGGAGCAGUCACUGUGCAUCAUGACGGAUGCCAAGCCAAAAGAUAAGUUGCGAAGAGGAUGCAACCCCAAGUUCACGCUGCGCAAGGUCACCAUUCAAGAGAAGACAGACCCCUUCUUGGACGCGGCCCUCAGGGAAAAGGCGAAUCUGUGGGAGGCCUUGGCUGCCAGACUGAGGGAGUUGGCAAUACUGAAGGCGCGGCAGAAGAAAGAUGAACACUUGAAGCUGGUUGAGAGCGUCAUGCGCUCGCUCAGUCAGCGCAUCGAGCUCAUUGACCAGGCCAAGGGCGGCAUGCAGGACACCGACAGGGACAAGGAGGAGGACAGCAGGGUGCUGCUCAACUUGACGCAGUAUCUAGCAGGCCAGCCUUGUCAGUCACUGCGGGGCCCGCUGGGCCCAAAGCCGUCAAAAAAGCAGCGGAAGGCCGGAGAGAGCGGCACCCAGAAGGAGGCGACGGAGAUUGUCCCACCAGUGGCCACCAGCAGCAUGGACUGCGAGGACGACCCCUUCGUGCAGAUGGAUGCGGAGGCGGACGAGCCCAACCUGCAGCAGCUGCAGGACCUCGAUGGCGGGAAGCUCGACACCUACGGCUCCACCGACUGGGGGUACAUCGUCCCAACUGGCCCGCUCUACGGGGUUGGGACCACGAGCGACGAGGGAAGCAAGCAGUUCGACACCCUCGACGCCGUCUACUGGGAGCACGCCGCCCCAACUGGCCCGCUCUACGGGGUUGGGGCCAAGAGCGUCAGGGAGCGCGAGCAGGACCCUGAUGGCGGGAAGCUCGACACCGAUGGCUCCACCGUCUGGGGGCACAUCGUCCCAACUGGCCCGCUCUACGGGGUUGGGACCACGAGCGACGAGGGAAGCAAGCAGUUCGACACCCCCGACGCCGUCUACUGGGAGUACACCGCCCCAACUGGCCCGCUCUACGGGGUUGGGGCCAAGAGCGACAGGAAGUGCGAGCAGUUCUACUCCGAUGUCACUGUCUACUGGUUGUUCGUGGAUGUCAGAACGCUCCAGGGCCCCGCAAGGGAGCCCUGGAUCGCCGUCGCCACCUGGACGACCCGCGCCCUGGGCACUCCAGCCACAGGCCACAGUGGGCAGGAGCAGAUGAGGACUGAGCUAGGUGAGCCCCUCGACUCCCCCACCACCCUGAUCGAGCCAGGUGGGCCCUCCGUGACGUCGAGUGAUGGAUGCUUGGACCCAGACACCAGGAAGUGGGAGAUGGACCCGCAGAAAGGAAUUCAACUUCGACGACGGCAGUGGGAACGGCGAUGGACGGCUCACAAGGAGUUUGCCACGAAGGAGCUCCCGCAAGCCAUGCGCGACCUGAAGAGCAAGGCACUGGAGGCGCUCGCCGAAAGGCCCUUCCUCACGCGUGAGUGCCUAGACAUGGCGCUGAGCAGCUUCCAGGACUUAGAGAAGUUUUACGAUUUGGUAGACUUAGGCAUAUUAGCAGUACGUGCAGCGCAGGUCGAGUACCCCCCAGUAGAGCUGUACAUGUGCAUCAUGUCGUACCUCUGCCCUAGGCUAGUCAAGGCUAAUAAGAUCUACAGUGACUUGAUCGUUCCUGACAAUGGGAUGGUACCAGGAUGCGGGAAAGCUAACCACGGAGCGCGAGCACUACUCUAUCAUGUGCUAGAAGAAGUACAUCUAGCCGUCCCGAUAGCGAGGUUGCGACAGUUCGUGGACGACAUCACCGUGAGGGUCGAGGGCCCUGACGACGUGGUAGGUGCAGCGGUGUCGAAAGCAGCGAGCGUCCUGGUUGGAGGCUGCCUCAAGGCGAGGCUCAGGAUCUCCGACAAGUCAACCAUCCUUGCCCAGAACCCCCAGGACGCCCUGGAGGUGGAGAGGCCCCUGGCCGAGUUUAAUGUUUCCAUCAAGAAAGGCAAGGAGAUGAAG
This is a messenger RNA of Prorocentrum cordatum, 3065 nucleotides long. NCBI's taxonomy places the organism in Eukaryota, Dinophyceae, Prorocentrales, Prorocentraceae. The record is from the annotation of a GenBank genome assembly.